Molecule: messenger RNA, 1368 nt
Organism: Symbiodinium pilosum
Lineage: Eukaryota; Dinophyceae; Suessiales; Symbiodiniaceae
Source: the annotation of a GenBank genome assembly
AUGAUGGAAAUUCCAGAGACGGAGGCACAAGAAAAAGCGCAGGCCGUCCUUGACGGCGUGCUGCAAAAAGUGUCCCGCAUCCUGAACGAGCGUGCCGGACAGGGUGUUGAGGAAGAGAAGGCUAUGUCAGAGCCUCCGGAAUUUGACCCAAAUGACCCAGAUCUGCUGCUUCGCCCAAGCGACAGUAUCCUGACACGAAGAGAUUCCAGAUGCAUCAUCAUGGAUGCCUUCGAGCUGGGCAGAGAGUUUCCAGACGUGGAGAUUGAUCCCAGGCUUGUCUUCGACAAUCCAACUAUCGAACAGCUGUCUCAGGCCAUUGUGGACCUGCCUAAGUCCCAGAGGACCAAGAGCCUUGAGAGCCAAAGUACUGCUCACCCCCAUGCCAGCUAUGACAUGGCUCCCUUCACACAGAUGACUACAGGGGGAGACGUUCCCAUUACAACCUCCUAUCCAUACCAGGUCAUUGACACAUCCGGUGCGCGAUUCUCACGUGUGACGGAUGGUAUGGAGUGCAUGCGGAUUCCAGAGAGCACGGCCCGCAUUGGGGAUGAUUCCAUGCAGAGUGGGCGUGACAACGAGGGCCCCAGUCACGAGGUGCAGCUCACUGGCUUCUUGAUAGACAUCGAGCCUGUGAGCAUGGGUGCGUUCGCCCGUUUCCUCAACAUAGUCCAACCAACGCAGGAUCAGCUCUUCGACUGGUGCUUGUUGCCGGCUGAAGAUGCCAGAUGCUGCCACAUUCCUCUUACGCUAGCUGAGAGUGGCUGGCAGGUGAAGCCCGGAGUGCCUCCGAACUGGCCGAUGAUCCUCGUAUCCUGGUACGGUGCAAAUGCCUAUGCACUCUGGGCGCAUGGAUGCGACUGGCGAGGCUACAAGAGUGCUGAGCAGAGCUUCCUUCCCACAGAAGCCCAGUGGGAGUACGCGGCUCGGGGUGCAGAGCCAUUGCAGUACCCUUGGGGCAAUGAUACGGCUACAGCCGACUUGUUGAACGUGUGUUGGGAUACGACUGCCUACGACAACAAAGGCAACGUCGCAGCCCACGUGGCCACACCUCUUGAGGAGUUGCCCCUCGUUCCGGUGAAUGCGAAGCUUGGGAUGUCGCCAUUUGGAUUGAGAGGCAUGGCGGGGAAUGUGUGGCAAUGGUGCCGCGACACGUACCACAGCAACUUCUACCUUGCCACUGAAGCCAGCUUACCAGAUGCCUGGAAUGCUGAAGAGGGCGCCUUGAAGAGCGAGCGGGGAGGAAGCUGGGUUGGCCCAGCAUCGUUGGCACGUAGCAGCUACAGAAGAGGACGGCACCCAGAGGCCAAAGGUCGCUGCCUGGGCUUCCGCUGCACAGCGUCUGCCUCCUUGCUGGAAAACUAUGUUUAG